AUGGAGCAGACAACUAUCGCCCUCCUCAUCCUCCUCUAUGCAACGCAGAUCAUGGCUUCAGAGUCCGCAACUGUGAACACAUUCUCCGCAACUCUAGUCAAGACGGGACCAGCGCCAACAGGACCGAACGACCACAUGAUCUCGCAUUUGAGUCAGGGCGCAAGAGCAGGUAUUUCGACAUCUGCCAUAUUCGGCGCGAUCCUGCUCUUUGGGAUCGCAUUCUUCGUGUGGAAGAGGAUGAAGAAGGCACGGAUGGAGAGGGCGAGCCAGGAAAGAUAUUUGGAGUUACAGACGGGAGGACCGCAUCAGGCCGCAUUUUCCCAGGCGUCUUCGUUGAAGCCGGCGGGGAGUGUUCCGGGCUUACAUUUGCCGUUGGCGCAUAUCCAGAGGUCGAAGGAGUUGGAUGAUUGA
This is a messenger RNA of Fulvia fulva, 411 nucleotides long. RefSeq lists its product as uncharacterized. Lineage: Eukaryota; Fungi; Ascomycota; Dothideomycetes; Mycosphaerellales; Mycosphaerellaceae. The record is from RefSeq and is a predicted model, not a curated record. The transcript has a single exon. The coding region runs from base 1 to 411 and encodes 136 amino acids.